AUGCCAGGACUUCUCAUCGACCCCGAGACCGACUUCAAGACUCUGAAGAUCAAGGAGCUUCACCCUACCUUUGCCGCCGAGAUCGAAGGUGUCGACUUUUCGAAGCCGAUUCCAGAUGAUGUAUUCAACGAGAUUCUCGCGGCGUCAGCGAAGUACGGAGUUAUAGUCUUCCGCAGGACUGGCCUGGACGAUAAAGGGCAUGUCGAAAUUUCUCGCCGCUUCGGCGAUCUGGACGAUAUCAGACCGUACAUGACGAACGGCCGAAAGCCACGAUACGAGUAUUAUGAACUCUUCGACGCCGGAAACAUCGACCCGGACACCGGCACUGUCUUAUCGCCUGACAGCCCACGAGCUCAAUACAACAAAGGUAAUGCUCUUUUCCACGUCGACUCAUCUUUCAACCCCCGCAGGGCAUCAUACUCCAUCCUGAAAGCUCACGAGCUGCCGCCACCCAAUACUGGAGGAAAUACCGGCUUCGCGGACACCCGAACGGCAUUUGAUGAACUGGAUCCAGAGCUCAAAGCGGAGCUUUUGGAGCACGACUAUAUCGGUGCGCAUUCCCUAUACUCAUCUCGCAAAAAGGCCGCGCCCGAGUUUUUCAAAGAUGUCGACGUCAAUGCUUAUCCCAUGCACAAGCAUCGCAUCGUGCAGAAGCACGAGCCUUCGGGGAGGAUGAAUCUUUACAUUGCAGCUCAUAUGGAUCAUGUGGUUGAUGUGCCGCCGGAGAAAUCGACGGAGCUGAUGGAGAAGCUCAUGGCACAUGCCACCCAGGACAAAUACACCUUGAGCAUUCCUUGGAAUGACCCUGGUGACAUGGUCAUCUGGGACAAUACAUGUGUGAUGCACCGCGCUGAAGGCGGCUCCUUUGCUGGGAAGUACAGGAGAGACCUGCGAAGGACGACCGUGCACGAUGCCAGCAGUCAAGCAUGGGGUUUGAACCCAGUGGAAUCCAAGAGACCAGGUUUCGCGGUGACUGCUCUGUAG
Messenger RNA from Exophiala xenobiotica, 984 nucleotides. RefSeq lists its product as uncharacterized. The record is from RefSeq and is a predicted model, not a curated record. Bases 1 to 984 code for a protein of 327 amino acids. The transcript has 3 exons. NCBI's taxonomy places the organism in Eukaryota, Fungi, Ascomycota, Eurotiomycetes, Chaetothyriales, Herpotrichiellaceae. Gene Ontology annotation, molecular function: oxidoreductase activity.